Messenger RNA from Colletotrichum fioriniae, 4401 nucleotides. The record is from RefSeq and is a predicted model, not a curated record. NCBI's taxonomy places the organism in Eukaryota, Fungi, Ascomycota, Sordariomycetes, Glomerellales, Glomerellaceae.
AUGCCGCAAACUCAGGGUCCUAACGGAUCCUCCGCCUUCCCCGAUGCGACAACUCAACCCUCACCAUUCGGCGGUGCUGCUCCGCCUCUAGCACUUCAACGAUCCACGAGCCACGAUGAUAGCAACGCAAGACGCCCUUCAAGUGCCCCUGGUAACAAACAGAAUCUGGCCGCCGGGUUCUCUACCGGCGAACAAUCGGAUUCAGAUCGACCGAAGCGGCCAUCUGUGAAGCCACUGCUUAUGCGAUCCAAGAGCGAAUUUGGAGUCAGCCGCCCUGAAGAAGUUGACCACUCCGAGGAAGAAAUUCCUCAUUGGGGCGCCAGACACGGAUUCGAUGAAUACCACGAGUCGCCGGAAAUCCUGGCCCAGAUAGCAAAUACAUUUCAGACGAUGCAGUCUCCUGGGUUGAUGGGGCCGACAGCCGUAUUGGCAAUCUUGGAUUCAGACGAGCCUGCGUGUGACAACAUCGCUUCUUUGCGCCAUUGGGACUCGCUGGUUUCAACUCGCAUCCUGAACCGUGCUGACUCCUUUCUCCAGAAUUGGUACAUGUAUUGGACCGACAAACGACACGAGACAACCGGCAAGCCCAAGGCGACAUUACACAAGCUGCAGGACUGGCGCAUGCGAGAUAGACUUAAGACGGUAUCUGCUGCGUUGGCCGUCUGCCUUAAUAUUUCAGUCGAGCCUCCCGACCAGCUUAAGACGAACCCGGGCGCCAAACUGGAAGCAUGGACAGACCCUACAACGCCGCCACCUCAGAAGGCCCUUGAGAACAUCGGCAAAGCCCUUCAGGCGCAGUACGAGACACUGGCUAUACGCACAAGAUACAAGCAGUACCUCGAUCCGUCGGUGGAAGAGACGAAGAAGUUCUGCCAGUCCCUGCGUAGAAACGCGAAGGAUGAGCGGGUUCUUCUUCAUUACAACGGCCACGGAGUGCCUAAGCCCACUGCGAGUGGCGAGAUCUGGGUUUUUAAUAAGAACUACACUCAGUACAUCCCAGUGUCGCUCUACGAUCUUCAACAGUGGCUUCACGCCCCUACGAUUUACGUCUGGGACUGUUCCGAAGCCGGCAACAUCCUUAACAACUACCACAGAUUUGUCGAGAAGCACGAACAAGAAGAGGAUGAAGCUGCCGCGAGAGAUCCUAAUUACGAGAAGACCGUAUUUCAGCCCUAUAUCCACUUAGCUGCCUGCGGCGUUAAGGAGAAUCUCCCCACCAACCCUCUCCUCCCAGCCGACCUAUUCACGGCAUGUCUCACUACUCCUAUCGAGAUGGCUCUCUGGUUCUUCGUUCUCCAGAACCCUCUCAAGACAAAUCUUACACCAGAGCGCGCCAAGAAGCUGCCCGGCAGGCUACAGGAGAGAAGAACACCACUCGGCGAGUUAAACUGGAUCUUCACAGCCAUCACGGAUACUAUCGCUUGGACUACGCUGCCCCGACACCUAUUCCGAAAGUUUUUCAGGCAGGACCUUAUGGUGGCCGCUCUCUUCCGCAAUUUUCUUCUGGCCCAGAGAAUCAUGUCCGUCUAUGGGUGCCACCCGCAGUCUUUUCCCGAGCUCCCUGAGACCCGGCAGCACCCAUUGUGGGCAAGCUGGGACUUGGCCGUGGAUAUGGCUCUAGCCCAACUGCCUAUGCUGGAGAGAAAGGAGAACGAAGGUCUCGAGUACGAGUACCAGAACUCAACCUUCUUCACCGAACAACUAACAGCAUUCGACGUUUACUUGACUCGUGGUGAUGCCCUAUCUCAGAGGCCUCCUGAGCAGCUUCCAGUGGUGCUGCAAGUUCUGCUGAGCCAACAGCACAGAGUCAGAGCGCUCAUCUUGCUCGGAAGAUUCCUCGACCUGGGCCCAUGGGCAGUCCAGCUUGCCCUGAGCAUAGGCAUCUUCCCAUAUGUCCUCAAGUUGUUGCAGUCCGCUGCCGCAGAACUGAAGCCGGUCAUGAUCUUCAUUUGGACCCGUAUUCUGGCUGUGGAUAUUUCAUGCCAGCAGGACCUUAUCAAGGACAGCGGAUACAACUACUUUGCCCAGAUAUUGAAGCCAUCCGAGGGUUUGCCAGUCGUUAACGAAGCUGAGCAUAAGGCGAUGUGCGCUUUCAUUCUAUCGAUGCUCUGCAAGGAUUACAAGCCAGGGCAGCAUGUGUGCAACCAAACCGACAUAAUGACUUACUGCUUAAUACACCUGCAGAAUCAGGAGAACCCACUCCUGCGCCAGUGGUCUUGUCUAUGCAUCAGUCAGCUGUGGCAGGAACUUCCAGAGGCCAAAUGGCGUGGUAUUCGAGAGAAUGCGCCGGCCAAGUUGUCAUUUCUGACAAAGGAUCCCGUUCCCGAAGUCAGAGCUGCCAUGGUGUAUUCCAUGACUACUUUCCUGGGCAUCAUCGACCUAACGGAUGAGGUCGCUCGGAUCGAAGAAUCCAUCGCCUGGACACUAUUAGACAUGGCUAACGACGGAAGUCCAAUGGUCCGUCGCGAGUUCCUUGUCUUCCUCUCAAGGUUCAUUCUGCGCUUUGAGAGCAAGUUCAUUGUCGCUGCUUAUGAACAGCUCCAAGAAGAAAGGGAAUAUCUACUGUUCCCUCCCGGCCAGGAUGGCAUGGAUCACAAGAUGGGCCUGCAUUAUGCACGGAAAGAAAACAGAAAUGCAGACGGCACCAUCAAGCCCAACGUUCACGGUUUCGCUCACAAUACCGUCUUCUCAGCCUGCUGGAAGCAUGCUCUGAUGCUGAAUGUUGACCCUCAUCCUGAGGUUCAGCGUGACGCUACAGUAAUUGUGGACCACGUCCACCAAGCUGUGAUGGCUUCGCCUGUUGGUGAGCAUGCGCAGAGCCUCAUCGAUGACAUCCGAAAGAGGGCGAAGCGUGCAUCGACAAAGAACCACUUGCACUUGAGCCAAAGAAGUAAUGCGAUUGGCGUUUCUAACUCUUUGGCUACUCCACCACUGCCAUCUCCUGGCCUGUUGCGUCGCACGGCGAGCUUGCUUUUCCAGCUGCCACUAUUUGGUAACGAUGGAAAGGCCGAUGCCAGCGAAAAGCCAAACUACUCUUCUCCGGCACCCUCGCCCGGUCUACAUAGGGUUGGCUCCCAGAAGAUCAAGGCCCCUGAGCUUGCUGAAGCGCCACCAGAACAGAGCGACCCAACGGCCAUCCAUGCCAAUUAUCACAUUGCCAAAGAGCCCGUCUCCACUGGUUUUGAGGACCGUAAGCUGGGCGAGGCACCAGCGAUGCCGCUGCAAAGUUCUUUCCUGGAGUGGUCUAUUGAGUACUUCUGCGAGCCUCAGAUGAAGCCGAGCGAGUCAGACGAACCCGGCAGCACUGAGUACAACGAACGUCUCUGGAGAAGAUCCCGGAAUGACUUCAUCUUGACAGAGACGCAACCACUCAAGCAGUUCGCCGGUAGCCACAAGUGGAAUAAUCAGCUGGGCAUCACCAACAAUGGCUCGCAACCCGCCAAACUCACAUUCCACCAGUUUGAAGACCAGCUUGCGGUUGCAGACGAUGGUAAUACGGUGUGCGUUUGGGAUUGGAAGAAGCAUGCACGGCUGAGCAAGUUUUCCAAUGGAAAUCCUGAAGGGUCGAGGAUCAGUGACAUGAAGUUCAUCAACGAAGACGACCAGGCAUUCCUGAUGACUGGCUCGUCAGAUGGAGUCCUCCGUAUCUACCAAAACUACGAUUCCGACAGAUCCAUCAACCUGGCCUCCUCUUGGCGAGCCCUUACGCACAUGGUGCCUAGUAAUGUCAACUCUGGUAUGGUGUUCGACUGGCAGCAGUCGCUCGGCCGCGUACUUGUGGCUGGCGAUGUGCGUGUCAUUCGGGUGUGGUCUGCUGGCGCUGAGAAAUGCGUCAUUGACAUUCCCGCUCGGUCUGGUUCCUGCGUCACGUCUUUGACAUCUGACCAGAUGACCGGUCACACAGUUGUGGCAGGAUUCGGGGACGGCGCUGUCCGCGUUUUCGACACCCGUAUCAGGCCUCAGGAUUCCAUGAUCAAGAAGUGGAAGGACGAAACGGAUAGGCAAUGGAUCAAGAGCGUUCACCUGCAGCGCGGCGGACAACGCGAACUGCUCAGCGCAAGCAGAAACGGAAAGGUCAAAUUGUGGGAUAUUCGCAUGGAUCGACCUCUUCACGUUUACCAAACCACUCGAGACACGCUUCGAACAGCCAGCACGCAUGAACAUCUGCCGGUGUUUGCUGUUGGCACAUCUGCACAUGCCGUGAAGGUCUUUAACUUCGACGGUCAAGAGUUGUCCCGUGUCGAGCCUUACUCAAGCUUCCUUCAACAGAACAGGGGCUCUCCCAUUGCAGCAACUGCCUUCCACCCGCACAAGCCAAUCUUGGCUUGCGCUGCUCGUGGAGACUACCACGUCAACCUCUUUACUUGCGAGAAGUCCGAGCCCCAAUCCCUGGUUGCCUAG